AAAGUAAUAACCUCCUCCAAAAGACAAGCACUAACACAUUUGUCCUUGAAAGGCGGAGCCCAGGAAUUCUGGAGCUCUGAACACCCGCUCCCUUUCUGCGAGGGACCAAAACUCCUGCCUCACUUGGUGUCACAAAAGUCCCCGGUGCGCCAAGCAAAUGUGUUUACUUCUGCUGCCCGCCAGGCCGGCGGAGAAGGAGAGUACCCUGGCCGCGCCACACUUUCGCCCCGGCAGCUUUCCAAACAAACCGGGGCGGGAUGGGAGUGUCUUCUUGGCUGUGGAACUCGAUCCUCCUACCUUGUCCUGAAGCCACCCGCUGCUUUUCCCCGGCCCUCCCUUCGUGGUGAUUUUCCUGUCCGGGACGCCCGGGAAGGGCGCGCGGCCGCUGUCCCCCCAGCCCGAAAGGUACGGGCUCGGCUGCUUUCCCGCUUCCCUGCUCCGGGGACGGAACCCCCAGGCUCCCUCUGCAUUGCACCUUCCUCCGUGAACUUGGGGGCGGCCGUGGUCACCGCGCGUCUGGCGCCAGCAGCCGAGCAGGAGGAGUUUGCCCGCGGCUCCGGAGGCGCUCGGCGCAGUCGCCUGGGACCCGGACCCGGGCGCGGAGGGUAGCGCACCGCUCGUCAGGCACCUUGGACUCCCGCGGCUCCCCCGCCUGGUCCGUGGAGAAGGAAUCGUGCCCGCGCCGCCCCUGACCCGGGCCACCUUCCUCCGGUUUCCGCCGGCCUCGGGCUUCGGCGGCCCGAUGCGGCAGGCGCCGCAGCAGCCGGCUGGAGCGAGCGGCGGUGGGUGGAGAGCAGCGGGCCCCCAGCCGCCGAGCCCCGCACGCCUCUGCAGUCUCCGCUCCUGGGCCUUGGCCGGAGCCUGAGCUGGAUCCGGUGGAUCGCCAGUCAUGAGCUCUAGUAACGUAAUAUAGGCUGCUGGUUUUGUUCUUGGAUUUUCGUUUUAUUUUUGGUAAUUUCAUCACCCUGUCAAGCAUUUUGGGAGGGGUCAGAACACUUGUAAGUGAAGAAGCAGCCCAACCCUUUGUCUUGGCUUAUUUCUAGUGGACAGGCUCCGACAAUUUAGCAGACAGGCUCCCGGGCCUCUGGGACCCUUACCACAUCCUUCACCUUCAGGAGCAGAGUGCCUUUGGGAAACAGAUUCCUAAAAGUGCAGGUUGUCCGAGACACCCAUCAUUUGGGGUCAUCUACCUAACAGUUCAAAGAGGUGGGCCAGCCAUGAGAGGGUACCUUGUGGCCAUAUUCCUGAGUGCUGUCUUUCUCUAUUAUGUGCUGCAUUGUAUAUUAUGGGGAACAAAUGUCUAUUGGGUACCACCUGUGGAAAUGAAGCGGAGAAAUAAGAUCCAGCCUUGUUUAUCAAAGCCAGCUUUUGCCUCUCUCCUGAGGUUUCAUCAGUUUCACCCUUUUCUGUGUGCAGCUGAUUUUAAAAAGAUUGCUUCCUUGUAUGGUAGCGAUAAGUUUGAUUUGCCCUAUGGGAUAAGAACAUCAGCGGAAUAUUUUCGACUUGCUCUUUCAAAACUGCAGAGUUGUGAUUUCUUUGACGAGUUUGACAAUGUGCCAUGUAAAAAGUGCGUGGUGGUUGGUAAUGGAGGAGUUUUGAAGAAUAAGACAUUAGGAGAAAAAAUUGACUCCUAUGAUGUAAUAAUAAGAAUGAAUAAUGGUCCUGUUUUAGGACAUGAAGAGGAAGUUGGGAGAAGGACCACCUUCCGACUCUUUUAUCCAGAAUCUGUUUUUUCAGAUCCCAAUCACAAUGAUCCUAAUACUACGGCGGUUCUCACUGCUUUUAAGCCGCUUGAUUUAAAGUGGCUGUGGGAACUGCUGACGGGUGGCAAAAUAAACACUAAUGGUUUUUGGAAGAAACCAGCCUUAAACUUGGUCUACAAACCUUAUCAAAUCAGAAUAUUAGAUCCUUUCAUUAUCAGAAUGGCAGCUUAUGAACUGCUUCACUUCCCAAAAGUAUUUCCCAAAAAUCAGAAACCCAAACACCCAACGACAGGAAUUAUUGCCAUCACGCUGGCCUUUCACAUAUGUCAUGAAGUUCACCUUGCUGGUUUUAAAUACAACUUUUCUGACCUCAAGAGUCCUUUGCACUAUUAUGGGAAUGCCACCAUGUCUUUGAUGAAUGAGAAUGCGUAUCACAAUGUGACAGCGGAGCAGCUCUUUUUGAAGGACAUCAUAGAAAAAAACUUUGUAAUCAACUUGACUGAAUAUUGACUCUACAGACUCAGAAGACGAUGCUAACAGUAUUAGUUUUAUUUUUAUACGGCAAUUUUUAGUUUAUUUUUAAAUAUGUUGGAUGCACUUGUCAAAAAAUUGUGUAUAUUAAGUCUUACUGCCUGGUGAUUCAUAACCACCAGCUUAAUUUUUGUGUAUAUAUUUAAUUUAUAAAAACCAAGAUAUGCUUAGUUAAGAUAUCAGGGAAAGAAGUUUUGAUUGCAUUGUUUUUAAAACAAGUUAGUUUUCCAAAGUGUUUUUAAACAUCUUUUUAUAAUUAGCUUAUCUUAGACUUUUGAGAGGAUGUGACUUCCUAAUAAUGGGCUUUAUUUAGUUGACCACAAGUUUUGAACACAACAUUUGGCUACUGUAAAUUGGUGGGAAAUGGCCAUGUGGUUGUGCCUUGAUUCGGCAAACUGCAACCAUUUUAGGCAUGUAGCUAGAUGAUUGUUCCUUUUUGUUGUAGCUGAGGAAACAGAUUUGAAUCUUAAAGCAGCCCUGAACAUAGCAGUAGGUAUGGUUAUGGAAAUCUAAGAUUAUACUGUUUUCAUUAAGCUUUUUUUGUCUUGCAAUUAAGUGAACUGAUUAUAAUGAGUCAUCGGACAGAAGGAAGGUGAUGUUUUUAAGGUGAAGGAAAUAGGCUAAACAUGAAAUUCUGGACAAGUAAAUAAUCUAAGAAUGCAAUUACUAAAGUCUGGUGACUGCAUUAUUUUAAAACUCAUACAAAGUGGCUGAGCUAGGCAAGCUCAAGGAGACCAUUCUUAAAUUUUCUGCCUGGCUUAAUAAAAUUUGGAAAGUUUACUAUUUGAAUUAGGAAAAAUGAAGAUAAAUCCUUGAGACUCCUCAAGCUGUUUUUUGGAUUUAAAUGGAAAUUUCAUGAACAACGUCAAUUCUUCAAAGGGAAGGCUUACCUGGCUGCCUAGGGUGCAUGAGAGAAGAGUCCUACUGGAUGCAAACAAGUCAAAACCAACCUUUCGAACAAAUGUGAGCUAGUGACCCUUCUCAUUUAAUACAGCCUAGGGCUAUGGGGAGGGAAAAAGGAAGAGAAGAGAAUUACAAGAGGGAUGGAAUUAAAAACUCUCAGAAGAGGUAAGAGUUGAAAGAAUUCUUUUGAACAAUAAUUAUCAUUGGGAGACAUGGCUGGUGUUACCCGAAACCAACCUGCCUCUCUAAAGAGUAUGUCAAAUGCAGUAUAAGGGGGGAAAAACUCCGGGUUGAUUUAAGCCAGAUCUGGACAUUAAGUACAGACUGUGUUCUGUUAGCACGAGCAUGCUUGCACAGUACCGUGGUUUCACUGGAUUCCUCUAAUAACUCUGAGGUGGAAAAGAUGGGUGUUCAUGCGACCCUUCCCUCCUACCACACAGCCAGAGUUUACCACACAAAAUGCAGUUUGUGAACUAAUUUAGGCUUCAAAACCGGAUGGUCCAGGCUGGAGUAAAAGUAAAAAAAACCCUGGUAGCAUUUUCAAAUGUUACUGUAACGUCCAGAAUAAUGGCAGUACAAUUUCUGAGCGAUGCUAAAACAGAGGAAUCUGGCAUUUUGUGUAGUAUGAGAAAAGGCUACAAACUUCAACGUGGUUUUAUAUAAGCCAAAGGAAAUUCUCAGCAAGUCACAUAUAUACAAUUUAUUAAAAACACAUGACACAUUAAGAUCUCACUAUUUAUACAAUCUAAAUUCUAGCAACAUAUACAAAUACUGAGUGACUACAGUACAUGCCGAGGUAAGAAAAGUACAUUCUGGGAGAAUAUCACUGACCCUCAAACCAUUUUUAUUUCCACUAUGUAUUUCAAUGUUUUGUUUCCACCUUUCCCAGUGCCAAAAAAACCCCAAAAAACUAGUCACAAAUUGGAGUAAAUAAUUGGUGCCACAGUUGAACUAAAAAGUAUUUUAAUAACCAUCCAACACUUACUAGAUUUUGCAGUUUAGGGACUUCAAGUUCAGAACAGAAAAGCAGAGCUAAAAGGCAGUUUUUUUUAAAGGUAGAGCUUAACAGAUUUCUCUUAAAAGGGUUUGAAAGGUUUUUGUCCCACAAUCGUAGUUCUGUCCUCUGACCUGGUGUUUCCAUAGCCCUUAUGCUCUCCAGGUGUCAAUGUGGGGCCAAGGCAAAGAAGGUCAAGCUUCCUCACCUUCCACAGAGUUUUAGAUGAGUGCAUUUUCUGCUGGGGCAGGGGAGGACAACAGUGCAUAUGACGCCAUAGUUUCAACUGCUGUAUAAAUUCUCUACACAAACCAUUUCAUCAGCGGAUAAACCCACUGUUCAAUGCAAAGUGCAAAUAGUGAAACAUGAAUUUAAAUAACUGGACCAGACCCUGCACAUACAAUAGGAUCUAUUUGGUGUUACAGCUUUUAAUAAAAUAUAAAUCAGCAUUCACAAUCUUUAACUGUGCUGGUUCCUAAGAUCAUGUAACAGUGAAGUUGUGUGACUUUAUGAAAACCUGUAGGGGCCACACUUGCUGUACCACUGAUUCGAUUUUUAUCACUGUGUUAACAGGAAAAAAAUCCAAUAAACGAGACUGACAAGUCUUUAACAUGUUUCAAGCAAAGAAUAAAAAUUCAAGGGAAUUUAGUAACGAAAAAAAAAAGUUACUUUCACAUUUUCAGUUGAUUGUCUCCACAGCUGCAUCAGACAUAUAAAUGUAGUUAAAACCCAAAACAAAACUCUAAUAUGAAAACAAAUGAACUAAAAGUAUAAAAUCAGAAUAACCCUUUGUAUCAGGCUCAGCUCUUCAUUUGGAAAGUAAAAUAUACAAAAGCAAUAAAAACCAUUUUGUAAAAAUCAUUGGUAGUUCAAGGACCGCACAGUGGCAAAAACAUGCAUCAUUUAAGAAGAAAACAUUUGCCUCUCAAAAAAAAGUUCCAUGGGAAAAUCAGGUGCACAAAAUUAAAUAAAAACAAGCAUCUUUGGGAAAAUGAGAUCGUUUCUCUUAAAGCUUCUCAAACAGGCAUGUGAUUGGAGAAGUAUAUUCAUUGUGUACUGAGGAUAAAUAAAAAGAUAAAUUGGUUUACUCUCUUCCCACCUGAAAGGGGAUGACUGCAUUAAUACAUGUGCUUUACACAUUCAUGUCUUAAUAAAGUUCAACAUCUGUGCUUUUUGUUUCAAA
Molecule: messenger RNA, 5314 nt
Organism: Callorhinus ursinus (northern fur seal)
Lineage: Eukaryota; Metazoa; Chordata; Mammalia; Carnivora; Otariidae
Gene: ST3GAL6
Product: ST3 beta-galactoside alpha-2,3-sialyltransferase 6
Biological process (GO): glycolipid biosynthetic process
Molecular function (GO): sialyltransferase activity
Source: RefSeq, a predicted model, not a curated record